CUGAGCCUGGCAGACUCUGAUCUUAGGUCCCCAAGCCACUCUGUCCAGUGAAGGCCGCAGCCUUCUAGCUCCACGUUUGUGUCUGCUUAGCCCUGCAGCCCAGGCCACCAUGGCUCUGCGUGUGGCAGUAUUCGACCUUGACGGAGUGCUGGCCCUUCCCUCUCUCACCGGCACCCUCCGACGCACCGAGGAGGCCCUGUCGCUGCCCAGAGGCUUCCUGAUAGACGUCUUCCAGAAGGAAUCCCCAGAAGGACCCAAUGAGCAACUCAUGAGAGGGAAGAUCACUUUCUCCCAGUGGGCCCCACUCAUAGAAGAGAGCUGCAGGAAGCGCUCCAGCGCUUCUGGAACCAGCCUACCUGAGGAUUUCUCCAUAAGUCAAAUAUUCAAUCAAGCCAUGGCAGCAAGAAGCAUCAACCGCCCCAUGCUCCAGGCGGCUAUUGCUCUCAGAAAGAAAGGAUUCACAACGUGCAUCGUCACCAACAACUGGCUGGAUGACAGUGACAAGCGAGGCAACUUGGCACAGAUGAUGUGUGAUCUGAGCCAGCACUUCGACUUCCUGAUACAGUCCUGUCAGGUUGGGCUGAUGAAACCCGAGCCUCAGAUCUACAAGUUUGUACUGGAAACCCUGAAGGCCCAACCCAAUGAGGUUGUUUUCCUAGAUGACUUUGGGAGCAAUCUGAAGCCAGCCCGAGAAAUGGGGAUGGUCACCAUCCUGGUCCGUGACACAGACACGGCUCUGAGAGAACUGGAGAAGAUCACAGGGACACAGUUUCCUGAGGCCCCUCUACCAGUCCCCUGCAAUCCAAAUGAUGUCAGCCAUGGGUAUGUAACCGUGAAGCCUGGGAGCCGUCUGCAUUUCGUGGAGAUGGGCUCUGGCCCUGCUGUGUGCCUCUGCCAUGGGUUUCCUGAGAGCUGGUUUUCUUGGAGGUACCAGAUCCCCGCUCUGGCCCAGGCGGGCUUCCGGGUUCUGGCUUUAGACAUGAAAGGCUAUGGCGACUCAUCAUCCCCUCCAGAGAUAGAGGAAUAUGCCAUGGAAGUGUUAUGUAAGGAGAUGGUGUCCUUCCUGGAUAAGCUGGGGAUCCCUCAAGCAGUGUUCAUUGGCCACGACUGGGCUGGUGUCCUGGUGUGGAACAUGGCUCUCUUCUACCCUGAGAGAGUGCCUCGGCUCCGCAUAACUUCAGGAAACAAGUAUGUAACAGGGAAGGUGAACAGACAGAGGCGGGCCUACUGCACUCCUAGGAACAGCUCUGACCCUGUGACCGACAACAAGGGAGUGGCCGAGGCUGAACUGGAAAAGAACAUGAGUCGGACUUUCAAAACCUUCUUCCGAGCAAGUGAUGAGUUGGGUAUGCUUGCUGUGCAUAAAGCCACCGAAAUGGGGGGACUCCUUGUGAACACCCCAGAAAAUCCCAGCCUCAGCAAGAUUACUACUGAGGAGGAAAUCGAGUUUUAUGUCCAGCAGUUCAAGAAAACUGGCUUCAGAGGUCCCCUGAACUGGUAUCGGAACACAGAAAGAAACUGGAAGUGGGGCUGUAAGGGAGUGGGACGGAAGAUCCUGGUCCCAGCCCUGAUGGUCACGGCUGAGAAGGACAUCGUACUCCGUCCUCAGAUGUCCAAGAACAUGGAAAACUGGAUCCCUAACCUGAAAAGGGGACACAUUGAGGACUGUGGUCACUGGACACAGAUAGAGAAACCUGCUGAGGUGAACGAGAUUCUCAUCAAGUGGCUGGAUACUGAAGUCAAGAAUCCGCCAGUGACCUCCAAGAUUUAGCCAGGAGCAUCCUCUGCUAGGGACACACUUUGGUUUCUGGACAUGGCCUUGUUCAGAAUCAGGAGCGUCGUUCUUUUGCCAGCCAGUGAUUUUCUUUAAAUAAAAGUGAUCAGAUGCGAUGCCAUCUUAGGUCCAGGAGAAAGUGUAUGUGGCUAAUUCUCUGAGGAUGAGAGCACCAUCGAGGAAGAGAUCACACCCUGCCAGGAAGGCGGGGGCCCCCACCCCCCAUUGGUAGCUUUGCUGUCAAAUCCAACCCUGCUCCUUUUGAAGCAGCCUAUUUGGGACCAUCAAUAAAGCUAAGACCUUGGUC
Molecule: messenger RNA, 2081 nt
Organism: Microtus ochrogaster (prairie vole)
Lineage: Eukaryota; Metazoa; Chordata; Mammalia; Rodentia; Cricetidae
Gene: Ephx2
Product: epoxide hydrolase 2
Exons: 19
Coding region: 110-1771 (553 amino acids)
Molecular function (GO): catalytic activity
Source: RefSeq, a predicted model, not a curated record